AUGGCAUCGAUUUUCACAUAUGAACCUGAACCUCAAAGGGUAGAAUCGCCAUGGUUGACUCCUACAGAUUCUCCCAAACCAUCUACACCUCAGCCAUACCUAAAAGCUCUACGCGAACCCUCCGGGUCAAGUCAUAUUUCGGAAUAUGGAGUUACGAAAUUGGAGGCAGAGCCACAAGAAGGUCCUACAGAAUACAAACUGCAUCUUUUGUUAAGACCAAGGAGAGCAUAUAGCUCCUCGAGUACUGGUUCAAUAAUAUCCGGUUCUCAGCAGCACAAACAGCAACCUCUUAAUCAGGAGAAAGCGAGCCCUAUAUUGGCACCAUCCAAUCACAGCAAACAAAAACGUCUAGAGCAGCUUACGACCCAAUUGCUGUGGCGUUUACAGCAGUCGUCUCCAUAUCAUGCAUCUUCUACAAGUGAUCUUGUGUUACCAAAAUUGCCUGGCAGUGCAACGAGCUUGGAUGCUCACUCAAGACCUGGGAAGCUUUUGGCUGGACUUGAGGAAAGCCGUGGAGCAUUAUACGAAAUUGGUGUCUCUGAUGAUGGAACUUUCGUUGGCCUGACAAUUGAUGAACUAGACGAGAGUUUGAUAAAUUUACGAGCUAUGGCGGCUAGUCUUGGGUGCAAUGUCGAAAUUGUUCGAAAAGUAGUUGUUGGGGACUGUGAGUGGCAAGAGACAGAUGAAGCCAUACGAUCUCAAAUUCCUCAGCGGAUCAAGAAACAAAAACCAUGGCUGGUCCCUGGAGACCAAGCGACAUCAACAAAUCUCCGGCACCGAGAGAAAUUGUGGGUCGCCGAAGCUCUUAUAACUCCAGAUCUCAGUUCGAAACGAGCAAAGUCAAUACCUUAUGAUGAAGCUCCUGUCAGUCGCCAUGAUACUCCACAGCCUACGAUAAACGAGGCUAUUGAAGAAGCCCCUCUUCUACAAGAGGAUACCACUGAGCAGUUACGCAUCACCCUCACCGGUCCCACUACAUCUGGUAAAUCAAGUCUUCUAGGUACUUUGUCUACCACAACAUUUGAUAAUGGUAGAGGCAAAAGUAGACUCAGCCUACUCAAGCAUCGUCAUGAAAUUGCCACAGGGAUCACAAGUUCCGUGGCGCAGGAAUUAAUUGGUUAUAAGGGCUCACAAGUUGUAAAUUAUGCUUCUGGCAAUGUCACGUCCUGGACAGAUAUCCAUGCUACAGCAGAAGAUGGUCGGCUACUAUUUGUCUCUGAUUCUGCCGGUCAUCCAAGAUAUCGUAGGACAACAGUGCGAGGCUUAGUUGGUUGGGCACCACAUUGGACUGUUCUAUGCGUCGCAGCCGACGACACCGGUUCAAACGGGGUCGGGAGCACUUCUUCAGCAGCAGAAAUACUUGGCACAGCUGGGGCAGGAACUGAUCUAGCAAAGGCACAUCUAGAGCUCUGCUUGAAAUUAGACAAACCUUUGGCUAUCGUGAUCACUAAGCUUGAUCUGGCUUCAAAACCUAGUCUGACUCAAACAUUGUCUAAACUUCUGUCCGCUAUCAAAGCGACAGGGAGAACUCCUUCCAUCCUUCCACCAGAUCCAACUAAAACUAUCAUUGGUGCCGAUCUUACUAGUAUACUUCCUAAAGACACUGAUACUGUUCGAAAGGUCAUCAAUACAAUGGCAAUGUCAGACCUCAGGUCAAUCGUUCCUAUCAUUCUUACAAGUGCAGCAAAAGGGAGCGGUAUUCGUCAACUUCAUGCACUUCUACAAGCCUUGCCAAUUCCUACUCCGCCAUCGCCUCAUGACUAUAUCGGGAUGGCACUUAAUCCAGAACAGCCUUCGUGUCUAUUCCACAUUGAAGACGUAUUCGGAGUACCAGCUUCAUACGAUUCUUUGACUUCAAAAAACAAUGGUAUAGAUGCGGGAAGUGUAGUUGCCGGUCAUCUUCGUUUCGGUAGACUCUCAAUUGGAGAUAGUAUCGUCAUUGGCCCAUUUCCAGCAGAGCCCGAUGACGAUUGCUCCCCACAGUCUGGCCCAAGCUUUUCACCUGCUAGUCUUGGUACCUCUCUCACACAUCCCUCAGCAAUCGAACUUGCCAAAAUAGCCUCACGGACUACACCCGCCGCUUCCGUCACUAAAGGUGAAUGGCACAAUGCGCACAUAGUCAGUAUUCGCAAUCUCCGCCUCCCAGUCCACACCAUCGAAGCUGGUCAAGUAGGCACGAUAGGAAUUGUAUUCGACCUACCUGAAACUAACGAAGAACACUCGAAUGAUGUAUUUGAACGCUCUUCACUAUCCGCUCCUCGAAUUCGCAAAGGAAUGGUUAUGGCGAUACCAAGUAAACAUAUGCUCCAAACACAUCAUUCACUUCAGGCAGCUAGCGGUUUCACCGCAUCAUUUGAUGACGGCGAUAUCAAUUCUGUCACUCCAGGCACAGUAGUGGUAGUUUACAUAGCCAGUAUCCGCGCCUCAGCCCGCGUCCUCAAACUAAAUUCAAAUCUUCCUGCUAACGAUAUACACGCGGACACGGGAGCAGAAGACGUGGAUGAUGUUUUUGGACUGGGGCUACUAGAUGGUGGAGAUGUAUUUGAUUCAGAUGAGAAAACAAAAGAUGAACCGUUCAUCUUUGGGACGGAUGGAAUAACAGAUGUUAGUUUUGAAUUGUUGACGUGUAGGGAAUGGAUAGAGCUGGGAAGUCAGGUUUUGGUUAUGCCUGGGGGCGGCCAUGGGUUGUAUGCGGGAAGUGAGAGGGGGGAGAAGGGGGUCGCUGGAUUAGAGGGGUUUGUGGGGAGGGUCGGGGAAGUUGUUGAUUAA
Molecule: messenger RNA, 2769 nt
Organism: Sclerotinia borealis F-4128
Lineage: Eukaryota; Fungi; Ascomycota; Leotiomycetes; Helotiales; Sclerotiniaceae
Source: the annotation of a GenBank genome assembly